Wyeomyia smithii (pitcher-plant mosquito) is the source of this 6019-nucleotide messenger RNA. RefSeq names its product protein stum (gene stum). Lineage: Eukaryota; Metazoa; Arthropoda; Insecta; Diptera; Culicidae. Gene Ontology annotation, cellular component: sensory dendrite. The record is from RefSeq and is a predicted model, not a curated record. The coding region runs from base 900 to 5630 and encodes 1576 amino acids. Gene Ontology annotation, biological process: taxis; proprioception; sensory perception of mechanical stimulus. The transcript is spliced from 10 exons.
ACCGCGAGGUUUCGCCCAGGCCGGUGCGGCUCCAAACGCGAACAACAACAGCCGGAGCGGUUGCUUUCGCCUUUCUGCGGGGGGUGAAACGCAGAAAGCUGCAUCAGCAUUGGCCGAGGCGAUCGAACGGGGAUUGACACUUUGCUGAAUGUGAAUUUUAAAGUGUGGCUUUUAGGGUGCGCCUGCCUCGGUAUCCGUAUCGCCGUAAAUCAGCAGUGCUCGGACCGGAAGUCAGUUGGAACUUAAAACAUAAUUAAAUAAGUGUUGUGUGCCGCUUUGGCUCGGAGCAAAAGUGAAAACCGGAACACGGGACGUGCGGGCGUUAGAAUGAAGUAACGGGGGUGAAUCGUUCAAGUGUACUGAUGCAUUUCGACGCUUUUGACAGGCCAUUGCGGCACGACGAGGGCUGAGGGCUGAAAACUCUGCGAGGAGAAACUCAAUCAACUGAGGAUGAUUGCAAAGUUUUCAUUAUCCUAAUGGAUUGAUUUGGUGAAAAAAAGGGGCUCGGCGUCUCCAACGGAUGGAUGAUGAUGUGAGUUAUGAAGCCGGUGCAGAAAGUGAAACGAGUUUUUGAUAAUGAUAGUGAUAAAGUUGGCUACCUCGGUAUAAGACAGGUGGGACUUUCCCAUUUCUCAGCAUAGAAGGACCCCGUCAUUUGCUGGCUUUUUCUGCCUCGAUUCAAAGUGCUUCAACUUGGUCGGUAGUGAACACUUGGAGAUAUCACCUGCAAAGUUGUUUCAUUAGGAGUUAGUUAUGAUCAUGUUUGCUCUGUUCGGUUUUUUGGAAAAACGUGACAGCUAAUGCCUGUUUAAAGAGAAAAUUUCAGAGAAAGUAAUGCUUCGGUAGAAACACGAUAUCAACUAGCGCGAGCUUGAAUACCUUCGGGAACGCACCAUGCUAUGGGUAUGAACAUGUUCAACCGGAACGAUGACAGUUCUACAGUUGGAUCGCGAUCGCGCUAUGGCUACUACUAUUCGACGCCAUCGCCAUCAUCAUCGAUGGAAAACCAAAGGUACAAUGAACAGACGAGCCUUUUUGGGGAUCCGGUUUUGCCGGCCAGUCGGCAUUCGGACCUGCUGGAAGGUGGUGACCUGUACCAGAACCUCAAGAAUAACAUUGAGCUGUACCACUCGAAGUUGUACAAUGAACAGGAAAAGGCACGACAAGCGGAGCGGGAUCAACUGUUCAACCAAUUUGCCGUGGGCAACCAGCAACGGAUGACAUCGUCUGCUACAAGCAGCAGUAUCAGGAAUUCACUUGGCAGCACAACCACGAAUCUGGCCAGCGAUGCGAUUCGUAGGUUCCCGCGAACACAGUCGGCCAGCAUUGGUACGGAGUUUAGUGAGAACAGGCCACCGCUGCUAGAUAUGGAUCUGCUAAAGCAAAAUGACUGGAUUAACUACUCGGAGUAUGAGUAUCAAAAUAGUCUGAUUCCUAAGAACAGCCAAACGGUGGCGGACGUCCAACAGUUCGCGAACAACAAUCUCAACCGAACGAUCGAGAAUGGUGUCUUCCAGAAUCCGCGUAUUGCAGCCCUACGUUCGCGGCGUAACUCGAUGAGUGACAAUUUGUACGCAGUGUCGACAUUCAGCGGUUAUGAGUCUCUAGAUAACGUGAAACCGUCUACUUUUACCAUCCUGGGCCACGGUGCACAGAAAGAGUACUACAGCAGUUGUGCAACGACCAGUCGUUUGAAGCCAGAUCCUUCGACCUACAGUGAAAACAUGAGCGAGUAUGAGCGGAUGCUCCGGUACAACAAGUUCGAUGCUACGACGCCUAUAAUCACAGACAAAAUUGCCACCGGCUCCCAUUUCAGAGUAUCUGAAGCACGCCAACAUAAAAAACCCGCAUUUACCAUAAUAAACGAAACCCUACCGAAGUCACGUUCGUUCGACUGUUCUACCAGCCCAAUCAACCCGCACUUAAGCAGCAAGCAGCAGAUCGCGAUGAAUCGGAUUCUCUCCGCCAGCUCCCUGGGAAACAGUGGCUUCUACAACCGCACAGGCAGCCGCUUUCCGGAUAUCGAAAUCGAUGAUAACCUCCUGGACUAUCGGCGUCAGUCUAGUACCUCAGCAAUUUCAUUGCAUUCGCCUAGUCGACGGAAAAAGUCCAUAUCGAAGAAGGGCACCAAAAAGGGCAAAAAAUCGAGGAAAACCAAUGCAGGUGCGGAUGUGGAUGCGGAAGCAGAUGUGGAUGUGAUUCCGAUUGUCAACCCCAGCCGAAAGCAGAAAGGCAUCCUAGGAGUGUUCAACAAGGCAAGCCUAUUGCAGCGACGUGCCCGAAGUGCCAAACUAACCGUCACUGCAGCGUCUGAUGAUGGGCGUUCCUCGAUAACGCCGGAGAGUGAACUGAACGACAGAGUUGAGAUUCCGGAGCAUUUGAUGCGCAAUAUGAAGCUUCUAUCGUACAAACCAUUCAGAAGGCGGGUCAUGCUUUCCCCGGUGCCGGACAAAAGCUCGAUGGAAAAUUCACAAAUUGAUUUAGAGGAACAAACUCCGACUAAGCAAAAGCAGCAGUCGCCUAAAAAGGAAAAAGGACAGCAUCUUCGAACUCCCAUUUUCAACAUAAGAGGUUUGCUGUCGCCUCGAAAAUCCAAGGAAAGAGAAGCUUCUCCGGUAAAAAACGAAAAGGGCAGUGGAGGACUGGGAGCGAUAGCAGCUGCGGGAGCGUUGGCCGUAGUCGCAGCCGCCGCUGGAGAUGAUGGGAAGAAGGAGGAACCACCAAAGCCAAAACGAAAGUUCAACUUAGCUAGGGCCAUUAUUGAUUUCGGCAAAAAAAACGACGAUGAGGAACCGAAGAAGGACCAUCAACAGCACCAGCAACAGCAACAGCAACAGCAACAGCAACAGCAACAACAACAACAACAACACCAGCAACAACAACAACACUAUCAACAAAAUCAACCUCAUCAGCAACCAAAGGCUGCUUUUAGCGUAAAAAGAGAUGCCAUUCGGAAGGACUCCGAAGGUAACCGUGUGAAAGAAGACAAAAAGAAGGGAAAAACGAAAGCUGGCACCAAAAAAGGGGCAAAGGUAAGCGCUGAUGGGUACCACGAAGAUCAAAAACCCAGAAGAGGGAUGUUGAAAAACCUGACAUCGAGUUUUGGUCAGAAGGGCGCGAGUAGCAAAAAAGGAACCGAAAAGGCAUCGGGCAAAAAGGGAACCGAAAAGUUGGAUCGGGUUGGUAGUGGUAAGCGACGGGAUAAAAGUGCCCGAGUUAGCAGUAGCCGCACUGGAACGCGUAUGAGCAGUGGCAAAGCGUCGGCUUCGAAAGUGUCGCGGGUUGGUGAGAAAUCUGCGAAAGCGGGAAGCAGAACGCCCCAAAAGAUGGUCGUUAGUCCUAAGGGAAGACCACCACCGCUAAGAAGAAGCAGUUCCGCAAGUGCCUUAAAAGUAGAUAGUGUGAAAAAAAUGAAUAGAUUGUACGAGAAGAACGUCAAAGCAACCGACCGGGGGGCGAAAAUACUGAAAGGAGACAAGAAGAAUCGACAAUCAACGGAGAAUCUGUUGAAGAAGACAGACAGUAAAGGAGAGUUAAAGCAAAAGACUGGCAACGUAUCUGCUACUGCAAAGGAGAUUCAAAAGCGUGACUCGGAAAAAUCAUUGAAGAAAAGUGACAGUAACAAGUCGCUGGGAAAGUUGAGUAAAAAGAGUGAUUCUAAAAGCUCACUGCUUGGAAAGAGAUCCGAUUCUAAAUCUAGUUUGCAUCAUCAGACGGAGGCUAAAGGAACUGCGGCAAUGAUGACUGCUGAUACCCCUGAUAGUGCCAGCGGGGGGCGUGGUGAAACGAUACAGACCCCGCCAAUCCUGAAGAAGGACGUGACUCCUGCCAAAGCUAGAAUGACUCCGAAAAAAAUUCUCCAAAGCAAAGGAUCUCUACUUAGUCUACUGAGUAUGCGAAGUGGAAGUAGUCGUAAUGUGGCUGAAGUGGAAAAAGGGGACGGUUCCAAAAGUGGUUCUCGACCUGGAACUGGCAAAGCUAUUGGGCGGAUGAAAUCGGCUUCAGUUAGAAAUUUAAACGAGAAACCGGGCACCCCGAAGGACAGUGACCCCGAGCUGGGAUCUCGUAUUAGCAUGCGUGAUAAACCGGGCAGCACAAAAACAACCAGACGUGGUCUGAGCAAAAACAACAGCCUCAUUUCAAUGAAGAGUGUAGCGUUGGCUCGCUCGUUCACCAGCAUUCAUCGGCCGGCUUCGAGGGAUAACAACGAGCUAUCCAAAACGGAUUCGACGCCGCAAAUGGCCAAAGUCCAGGAAGGUUCCCAAGAGCUGGACGACGGCGAUGAGGAGGCUUUGGCGGCCGGCCGCCGCCGUAAUGCGUUGACAACCUCGUCGGCGACCCAUGAAAUGAAAGUUGCCGGCGAUGGGGAAGGCCACAAGGUGUCCAACGAGUAUAACGAGCAGGGUGCCAAUCUAGCAAGUGCCAAUGCCGGCUCGAUGAUGGCGCAUGACCAUCACCACGGGGCGGAUCAAAGUGACGAAUUCAACGAGACUGGAAAAUCGAAAUGUUGUGCCUGCUGUGCGCCUUGUUGGACCAAGACGUGCCUGCCGUUUAGGCGCUGCUUCGGUUGUAGCGGUUGUUGCGGAAAAAGCAAAACUGCUGGACAGGAAAACGGACAGCAGAAGCAGCAGUCUAAACCGAAAAAAGCGGAUGCGAAAACGAAAGCCUCUUGCUGGCAGGGAUUGAACUGUUGCCGAAGUUGUCGUCGCUCGAAAACAUCUCCGGCGGAGGCACAACCGGCAGCCACACCGAAGAAGUCCUGCUGGCAGUCACUGAGCUGCUGCGCCGGUUGUCGGCGGAACAAGUCACGGGAACUGGUGCCCCGAUCGUCGAUUGAUAGCGAACCGGAAGAGAAGUGCGCCCGAUGUCGAUCCUGCUGGCGGAAGCUGCUGUGCUGUAGUCGUUUCCGGAAGGAUCAACAGCAAAGAAGCAAAAUGCAGUCCGAACCGGUCGAGAUGGAAACGGUCAAGUGCUGCUUCUGCUUUAAACGAACGCGGCCGAAGCUGAAGCGGAAGCACGAGAAAAAGAAGGUCCCGGUUAAAUCGAGCUUUAACUGUAUGAGUUGCUGUAUCAUGUGCUGUCCGAAGAAGAGUGAUAACAAUAGUCGGAGGACCAGUAAUUUCAGCAAAAAGCAAAGUAUUGCUCCCACUAUACCUCCGGAGGACCUGCGUCCAAAAAUUGACAUGACGCUGGUGGAGCACUCUUCCAUGAUGCGUGGUGCGAUACCGGUGCUGCCGAUCUGUUUGGCCUAUUUUUGUUUGUUUCUCAACGUUGUGAUACCGGGCUCGGGGACGAUUCUGUCCGGUGGGUUUUGUUUGUGUAUCGGUAAGCCGCGUUUUUCGCAGCACGAUUCCAUUAAGGGUCGCAUCGGUUCCUUCAUCAUUAACUGCAUUGUGGGCGUGUCGCAGUGUUUCACCAUUAUUUUCUGCGUGGUGGGUUGGGGAUGGGCCAUUUGGUGGGGCACCAUUAUGGUACGGCUAGCCAAACAACAUCAGAAGAUCCUGGAGAUGGAAGCCAACCAGCAGGAGGGAGAAGAGCAGACAACGCUAUCCCAGCGAACGGGUGCUUCCAAUCCACCGGUCGCCAUGGUAUCCCAGAGCAACCGGCGAGAUGUUGAAACGGGACGAUAGGCUGGUCUCGCUGUUCUUUGAUUUAAACUUUGUUCACAACAAACAACACUACUCAAAUUACUACAAACAAAGAACUUCACUCUUCGGCACAACCAAACAGUACCAGUUCCACUAAUACUGCUGGUCAAUAUACUACGACAACUCGUGGCGACCAUCCUAUAGGCUUAUCCGUUUUUAAAACCGAGAUCGUUUUUUGUAGUAACACUUUUGCAGAUUGAUCGAACCGAAACCCCUGUACGGAAGCAGAGCUUCGAGUCGUUUUUACUAUGUACUCCUUUCUGAACAUAUAUAUGUACUAUAUCUGUUGAUACUAAUCCAACCGAGACGAGUGCAACCGGAAACAUUGCAAGGGAAAAAUAAAGUUAUGUCUUUUCACAUUUUACAUAUUA